AUGUCUCGGAGAGACCGUCUUCAUACAACCCGCAGUUCGCCUUUCUGCUCGGAAGAUCCAGAGGGCAUCCCUGCCAACGUCCACAUCACGACCUAUGUUGAUGAAGACGAUGGUUACAACAAUGGCAGCAGUGAUGACUCUCGGCACAGUUUCGACGAAGAAAGAGCGGCACCGACGCUGGAAGCAAAAUCCAAGAACGAAUACUCUUCUUCUCAAAACCACAAAUAUGUUCAAAAUAACAAGCCAUACAUCGUUUUGUAUCAUGUUUCAUGUUCACGAGCGGAGAGCCAUAGCAAUCAUGCAAAGUCGGUCGUGUAUCUCGACCAUCCGAGACUAUUCAAAGGAGACAGCAAAAUGAGUGCCCUUAGAGGCCGAGAAAAGGUUGCAGACGUCUCAAAGUACCUUGAGCGGCAUAAAAAAAACAUCAACUUCAUCGUGACCAAAACUUUCCAUUGCUUUCAAUAUGCCAAUCUUGAGUUCGUUGAAAGGCUGUUCCAUCAUCUAUCAUUACCGGAUGACCCCAAAGUUCCCGAGUCGAUUCGACCGUAUUUUUUCAGUUUGCGAACCAACAGCCCCCCGGCCAGACCAGCGGCUGAGACUAUGCGGAUACUUUCAGAGGCACUGAAGGAUGCUCUGGUAGCAGUGACGGGGAUGAGUCACAAAGAAAUUUCGCAUCUUGAAGAUGCCACAAACAUGAUCAUGCUGCAUAACUCGAUCUACUACUACAGUCAUAUCAAGGAACGUACUUUUGGUACUCUUAAUUCCAAAGAGAUCCUUCAUUUGAGUGACUUACUGGAGUAUAUGCAACUUACAAAUAGGCUUGAGUGGGAAGAAGCCGAUGCGCAAAUUACGCAGGGACUUAUUACUCAAGAGCACAUGGCAAAACUAUACGGUCCUAAUCAAGUCCUGGUAACCACUGAAAACGGUUAUAACCAGGCAUAUAUGCUUACAAAACCACCCUACUCCGAAGAAGUUGGUGGUGAUAGCCGAUAUAAAAUGCCGAUUACCCUUGACCUCUGGUCAUGGCAGUUCAAUGGAUCGUUUUACAAGAAGGACAUAAAGUGGUCACUUUCCUGGCCAUCUUCUGCUCCUCCAGAUGAGGCAAUACCGAUUUAUCAACUGGAAAUAUAUCCAUUACGGUUUGCAUCAUCUGAGGUAGUGGAUAGACUAAAAGCCAGGGGACGGAUAUUUUGGAAGUGCCGUCACGCGAGGUUUGUGGCAUAUGAUCCUCCAAACGCGAUUCUUGAGUUUCAUACGUCAAACCCUCGGUAUAUGGUUGAUGGCACCACCUAUCAACAAAUGCACGGAACCUCUUCCUCGCCGCAAGAUGACCUAGGUCCGGAAGCAAUGAAGAAAGAGGAGCCCCCCGAUUCUUCAUUUGUUCUUCUCCUCCCUCAUGAGAUAUAUGGGUUUGGAAUGCAUGAUAAAAAGUGGCGAACCCUGCUCGUGGAACAUAUCAAAGACAUCGACUGGAAUGAAGGCGCAUUUGAUCGACUGGUUUUGCAACAUAGCAAAAAGGAGCUCAUUAAAGCCCUUGUCACUGUGCAUACUAUAUCCGCCAAAUCAACCGACAUUAUUGAAGGAAAAGGAAACGCUCUGAUCAUGCUACUCCACGGAGGUCCUGGAACAGGCAAGACGUUGACUGCAGAAUCCGUGGCUGAGUUGACCAGAAAGCCUUUAUAUCGAGUGACAUGCGGAGACAUCGGGACAAACGCAGAGGAGGUCGAGAAGUAUCUUGAAUCAGUCCUUCUGAUCGGCACAAUCUGGGGUUGCGUUGUAUUGCUAGACGAGGCAGAUGUCUUCCUUGAAGAACGUCGAGAGACCGACCUACAACGGAAUGCGCUGGUAUCCGUAUUUUUGCGCGUGCUCGAAUACUAUGACGGAAUCCUUAUCCUUACAUCAAACCGCAUCGGAACCUUUGACAGUGCGUUCAAGUCUCGCUUUCAGCUCGCGAUUCAUUACCCAGCUCUAAACGUCGAAGGUCGCUACGAGAUAUGGCUCAAUUUUAUCAAUGGACUGAGCAAGACGAAUCCUGACGUCAAGAUCGAUGAUCUCAAAAGCCACAUACAGGAACUUGCCGCUGACAAGUUGAAUGGACGAGAAAUCCGGAAUAUAGUACGCACAUCUUUACAGUUAGCUCAUUUCCGGAAGACGACGCUUGAUUAUCAACAUUUUCAGCAGGUUAUUGGCGUGGCGAAGGAGUUUGAGAGGCAUAUUGACGAAACUCGUGGAUACUCGGAUUCGGAUUGGAAUCGUAGUCGCGGUAUCCGCCCUGACUAG
Talaromyces marneffei is the source of this 2280-nucleotide messenger RNA. RefSeq lists its product as uncharacterized. The record is from RefSeq and is a predicted model, not a curated record. The coding region runs from base 1 to 2280 and encodes 759 amino acids. The transcript is spliced from 3 exons. Lineage: Eukaryota; Fungi; Ascomycota; Eurotiomycetes; Eurotiales; Trichocomaceae. Gene Ontology annotation, molecular function: ATP binding; ATP hydrolysis activity.